Messenger RNA from Cryphonectria parasitica EP155, 486 nucleotides. RefSeq lists its product as uncharacterized. Lineage: Eukaryota; Fungi; Ascomycota; Sordariomycetes; Diaporthales; Cryphonectriaceae. Gene Ontology annotation, molecular function: ferric-chelate reductase activity. Gene Ontology annotation, biological process: intracellular iron ion homeostasis; copper ion import; iron ion transport. The transcript has 2 exons. The record is from RefSeq and is a predicted model, not a curated record. The coding region runs from base 1 to 486 and encodes 161 amino acids. Gene Ontology annotation, cellular component: plasma membrane.
AUGUGGCACGAACCGGGCCAGCAAAUGUCAGCUGGCGGUGUCAAAGACGUUUCCUUCCUGGUUUCGCGUCAGGAACGCCUUCAUCGUACCUUGCGGCUUGCCGAUGGUGACAGCCUAUAUCUCGAUGGCCCAUACGGGCAGGAUCACAGCCUGGGCCGGUACGAGACAGUGAUCCUUACGGCUAAAGGCGUCGGCAUUGCGGGCGUCCUUUCGUCGGCUCUGAAUCUCCUCGAGCGCCGAGAGCAUGACUCUGUAGCCAAGGAUCAGAUGCCUCAUACCCGCGGCCCUCGUCUGUUCCGAGAUGCAACGCGGAAGGUAUCCAUUUUCUGGGUCUUGGAACAUGCAUCCCAGCAGGAAUGGGUUGCUUCGGAGCUGAAAAGCCUCCAGGGCCUGGAUGAAGAUAAUAUAUUCCUUCUUGUUUGGCUCAUGUACCAAUCGCCCGAGUCGUCAACGAGACCCCCACCCUUCAAGGUGUCCCGAUAUUAG